Messenger RNA from Daucus carota subsp. sativus, 899 nucleotides. Its product is annotated as glycine-rich protein 23. Lineage: Eukaryota; Viridiplantae; Streptophyta; Magnoliopsida; Apiales; Apiaceae. The transcript has a single exon. The record is from RefSeq and is a predicted model, not a curated record. The coding region runs from base 238 to 726 and encodes 162 amino acids.
UAACUCUGACUCUCCAAAACCACCACUGCACUCCACACUCCACCAGUGCAAUUUCAAAUGCUAUUCUCGAGCUAACAUAAAUGCACUCCUUUAAUUACCUCAACUGUCCUCUCCCUAAAUUUUACAUAUAAAUAGUCCUCUGUCAAAGUAGUCUAGACAUUCACACAGUGUACUUAAAGCAAUAUAUAAAUUUAGCCAUUUAGGGUUUGUCUGUGUGUGUGUAAAAGUGUGUGAGAAAUGGCGAAGUUGUACGUAGUGCUUGUACUUUCACUAGUCCUUGUGCAUGCAAUGGCGGCACGUGACAUUCCUACUGAAAAACAUGACACGGAGACGGUGGUUGUCGCUACCACCACUAAUGGAGGUGGCAAAGCCGUCAAGGACAAGAAGUGUGCUGUUGGAUUUGUCGGCGUUGGCGGCGCUGUUGGCGGCGUUGCAGGUGUUGUUCCACUUGGCGGCAUUGGUGGGGUCGGCGGAGCUGGUGGAGUUGGCGGUGCUGGUGGGCUUGGUGGCCUCGGUGGACUUGGCGGCGCAGGUGGGCUUGGUGGUGCUAGUGGGCUAGGAGGUCUUGGAGGUGCAAGUGGGCUUGGUGGGCUCGGAGGUGCAAGUGGGCUAGGUGGGCUCGGAGGUGCAGGGGCAGGUGGACUAGGUGGGCUAGGUGGUGUUGGAGGUGGCGUUGGGGGAGGUGCUGGUGGUGCCGGUGGAGUUGGUGGUGGUGUUUUACCUUGAAAUGAUUAAGAACAAAGAUGCAUGCAACAUUCACUAGUAUUGCAUAAUUUUUCGUAUAUUAGUACGGAGGAGCUGGUGGAUCUGUUCUACUUCUAGGGUUUAAUUAAGUUGGCAUUUGGUUUCAACAAGUAUUAUUGUAUUAUUCGAUUACGUAACUAUGUUUUGUUUUCCUU